AUGACACCCACCGUCUUGUCACGCGUCCGCUCGAGCUCCGCUGUCUAUGGGACCGUGGACUCGGGACUGCUCGCCGCGUCGCAGCAAGUCCCGUCGUCCGCCUAUCUCUUUAAGUUUCUGGUGCUCACUCAAGUGUUCAUGUACCUCGAAGCGGGCGCUGUGCCCUCGCUACUGCAGCAGUUUACGCUCACUUUUCGUCUGAGUCCACAGGAGCAGGGGGUCCUUGGAGCUGUUGUCUAUAUCUCCAUCUCACUCGCGUCUCCAUGGUGCAGCACACUCUUUCGCCGCUUCGAUCCACGCCAGCUCCUCGGUGUCUCGCUCGUGGUCAAUAACCUCGCUGUGCUGGGCUUUGCGUGCGCCCCUACUACAGCCUGGUACUCCAAGCUACUCCUCAUUUCGCUGCGUGGCUUCAUCGGCUUGUCUCAAGCGUUCAGCUGUGUGUACUCGCCGCUGUGGGUUCACGACUACGCACCGAAGGCCAAGCGUGGUGCCUGGAUGAGUUACCUGCAAGGUGCAGUGCCCGUUGGCAUUACGCUAGGCUACUUUGCCGGUUCCGUUGCUAUUUGGUCAGCUUCACUGGGAUCAGAAGCGGAUACGGCAUCAGGGCACGGUAUCUUAUCCACUCUGUCAGAAAUAGUGCUGGCAGUCAAGACAAGCAAACCUACUGACAUUGUCGACGGCAUGGACGAUGCAGCCAAGAGGUUGUGCUACGGUAUCUACUGCUGGCGCUGGCCAUUUCUCACGCAAUUUGCGCUUAUUCUCCCGCUCUGUAUCAUGAUUUUUCUUGUGCCUCGGGAGCAUGUUCGACUCCGCUCGACUCGUCGUCACUCUUUUGUGAUUGUGGAUGCUGAAGAGGACGGAGAUACAACUUUUGAGCAAAACACGACGUAUGGUGAUGACAUGCGUGUUUUGAUCAGUCACCAGAGAAAUGGCAACACCUCGAAUAGCUACUGUUCGCGAUCAUCGGAGUCGCACGAACAAGACGAAAAGUCGUCGAGAUGGAGCGAUUUGCGGCUGCUGCUUCAGCAGAAAGUAUACGUGUACAUUGUCAUGGGACUGUCGGGUUUAUUUUUUGUGGUCGCGGGCAUCCAGUUCUGGACGACGCUAUACUUGGAGACCAAUACGAAGGACUCGAUAUACGAGAUUCACGUGGCGUACUUAUUGGUAAGCGGCACUGGACCCAUCACGGGUGUCUUCUUUGGCGGUUGGCUGAUCGAUCAGUUCGGUGGCUACUCAGGCCCAUACCAUCAGAAGCAAGCACUGCGCGUAUGCAUGGUACUUGGAGGUGUUGGCUGCCUUGUGGCUUUACCUGUGUCAUUUGUCCACACUACCUUCUACAUCGCGGUAUUCCUAUGGCUGAUGCUGUUCUGUGGGGGUAGCAUUCUUCCAGCCUGCUCCGGCAUUGUCAUAUCGGCAGCCCCACGGCGAUUGCGUCCACUAGCAUCCUCAGUUGCUUAUGCCAGCUACAAUCUCUUUGGGUAUGCAGCGUCGAACUACAUCCCAGGCUUGAUCAUGGACUUCAUCAUCAAUCCGGUGGUAGACGUGGAUGCCGGUGCCGGUGGUCUUGCAAGUGUUGACUCGUGCAAUGCUGCCUGUACAUACCGCGUUGGAUUCCGAAUUGUUCUACUGUGGAGUUUCUGCGCCUUCUUUUGCCUUACUUGUGGCUUUGUCGAGUCGGGCCGGAACUACAUUGCAACAGCCCCUGCACAUUAG
Messenger RNA from Peronospora matthiolae, 1713 nucleotides. Lineage: Eukaryota; Oomycota; Peronosporomycetes; Peronosporales; Peronosporaceae. The record is from the annotation of a GenBank genome assembly.